This is a messenger RNA of Panicum virgatum (switchgrass), 1481 nucleotides long. RefSeq names its product very-long-chain aldehyde decarbonylase GL1-10-like. Gene Ontology annotation, biological process: sterol biosynthetic process. NCBI's taxonomy places the organism in Eukaryota, Viridiplantae, Streptophyta, Magnoliopsida, Poales, Poaceae. The record is from RefSeq and is a predicted model, not a curated record. Bases 201 to 1112 code for a protein of 303 amino acids. Gene Ontology annotation, molecular function: iron ion binding; C-4 methylsterol oxidase activity. The transcript has 5 exons.
AAGCAUAGACACCCCCCUCCGCCGGCCCACCACUCCACUCUCCUCGUCUCCUCCAGAGCAGACGGGGGGAAGGAAGGGGAAGGCGCCGGCGAACGGAAGCUGCUCGGCCCGCCGCGAACCCCGGGAAUUGCGGACAGGCCACUCAGGUCCCGCACUUUGGGGGGGCAUCUUUCGAGUCUCUCUCCAUCGGCUCGCCGGAGAUGCUGCCCUACGCGACGGCGGCGGAGGCGGAGGCGGAGGCGGCGCUGGGCCGGGCCAUGACGCCCGCCGAGGCGCUGUGGUUCCGCUACACCGCGGGGGUGUCCGACUACCACCUCUACUGCUGCAACAUCCUCUUCCUCUUCGUCGUCUUCACGCUGGCCCCGCUCCCCGUUGCGCUCCUCGAGCUCCGGGCCCCCGCCGCCGUCUCGCCGUACAAGCUGCAGCCCCGGGUGCGGCUCUCCGGGGCCGAGUUCGUUCGCUGCUACAAGGACGUCCUCCGCAUCUUCUUCGUCGUCAUCGGCCCGCUCCAGCUCGUCUCCUACCCGGCCGUGAAGAUGGUGGGAAUUCACACACAGCUUCCGUUGCCGUCCCUGGGAGAGAUAGCGGUGCAGUUGCUGGUAUACUUCCUUGUUGAGGACUACCUCAAUUACUGGAUCCACAGGCUCCUCCACGGGGAGUGGGGGUACCAGAAAAUCCACCGCGUCCACCAUGAGUUCACAGCGCCGAUCGGCUUCGCAGCUCCAUAUGCACACUGGGCUGAGGUUCUGAUACUUGGCAUCCCCUCCUUUGUCGGGCCAGCCAUUGCUCCAGGCCACAUGAUCACGUUUUGGCUCUGGAUUGUACUCCGCCAGGUGGAGGCUAUUGAUACACACAGCGGCUUUGAUUUCCCAUUCACUCUGACGAAGUAUAUUCCAUUCUAUGGCGGAGCAGAAUACCAUGACUAUCAUCAUUAUGUAGGAGGCCAGAGCCAAAGCAAUUUUGCUUCUGUUUUCACAUACUGUGAUUAUCUGUAUGGGACUGAUAGAGGUUACAGAUUCCACAAGGCGUACCUAGCAAAGCUGAAGGAUCUUGGGCAAAACGAUGGUGAGAAAGGAGAUGGCAAUGGACUCAGCUAUGCAAAAUCGGACUAGAUUGCUUGAUACAGUGCCUUCUGAGUGUCUCCAUGAUCGAUCAAGUUCACUGUGGCAUCACGAAAUGGGAGAUCAGCCUGAGUUGGGCAUCGAGUUCACUGUGGCAUCACGAAAUGGGAGAUCAGCCUGAGUUGGGCUGCGCAUGUGUGGUGUGUUCGUCUGAUUUCUGAAACAGGCACGCAGCUUUCAGCUGCAUUGCCCUGUGUUUCCCAGUGUUUGUGAACUUCUUCUAUGGAACUUGUACGCUGACCAAUAACAAUGCAACUCUCAGAUAGUCUUCCCUGUGUUUCCCAGUGUUUGUGUACUUCUAUGGAACUUGUACGCAUGCUUUGAUUGUUUUGAAUCAAUUGCUGUAUAGUUUCUGAGAAA